Molecule: messenger RNA, 2567 nt
Organism: Tachysurus fulvidraco (yellow catfish)
Lineage: Eukaryota; Metazoa; Chordata; Actinopteri; Siluriformes; Bagridae
Gene: cysltr2a
Product: cysteinyl leukotriene receptor 2a
Exons: 4
Coding region: 207-1229 (340 amino acids)
Biological process (GO): G protein-coupled receptor signaling pathway
Cellular component (GO): plasma membrane
Molecular function (GO): G protein-coupled receptor activity
Source: RefSeq, a predicted model, not a curated record
CACAAUCACUUUGUGCUGGAAGAACAAGGCAGAAAACCCGUUGACUUGUACACAUGAUUAAGUAGGGGCACAGCAAAAUUAAGUCUUGGCCAAAAACCAAAAUUCGGGAUAACGAGAUUCAGCUCGAGACGCCUGCAUUUCCCUCAACCUGACAGCUCUGUAUUUUUGAGUUCAAGCUAAAAAAGGUGGCAUCGCUGUCAUCCACGAUGACUUCACCCCCACCCCCCCAUGAAUCGAGAAACUGCAGCAUUACGGAUUUCAAGCAGUUAAUGUUUCCCAUCACCUACCUGUUAGUCUUUAUUCUAGGUGUUGUCGGCCACUCUGUCUCCCUGUACAUCUUCUUCAGUGUGUGGAGGAAGAAGAGGGGUCUGACUACAGUCAAUCUGUUCAUGGUUAAUCUGUUGGUGUCCGACCUUAUGCUGGUGUGCUCGCUGCCCUUCAGAGCUUCUUACUACCUGUCAGGUUCUGUUUGGAAAUUUGGCAAGCUGGCCUGCAGUCUCAUGUUCUAUGUCUUCUACCUGAACAUGUACACAUCAAUUUAUUUCUUAGUUUCCCUAAACAUCAUGCGAUAUUUGGCACUUUUCCAUCCCUACCGCUAUAAACACUUGCAAAAAUGGUGUAAAGGACAGUUGGUUUGUUUUUUAAUCUGGCUGUUUGUCGCAGCGACCUCAAGUCCUUUGUUGAUUUUGGGUCAGAACAAAAAUGCAAGCCAAGAGGGUGCUCAGAAAUGCAUGGAGCUACAAAACAAUAACCAAACCAUCCAGCGUUUAAUCAAUAUUAACAAUGGAACUCUGGCUGUGGGCUUUGUGCUGCCUUUAGCUUUUAUCUUGUGGUGCUCCGUGUCGGUAGCUUACAGAUUACUGAAGCCUGGUCCGUCCCAGCGCACGAUCAACAUUUCAAAGAAAAAAGCCUUUGCUUUGGUCAUCAUCAGCCUCAGCUUAUUCGUCAUCUGCUUUUUGCCAUAUCAUGUCAUGCGGAUAAUCUUCUUAUACAGUGAACUGAACGUGAGCAAUGACAGUUUUUCCUGUGAGGUCAUCUGGCCAGUGCGUAAAUCCGCAGUGGUGACACUUUGUUUGUGUGUAGCCCACAGCUGCCUGGAUCCCAUCCUGUUCUUUUUUGUAGGAGAACAUUUUAGAACUUUCUUUAAAAACCUGCUAAGGAGAAGGACAUAUUAUAUGCACGAAAGAAGAUGCCAGCAGGAGGCAGAAUUGCAGAGCCUCCAGAAAUAAGACUUCAAAGUUUUUAUUUACUCAGAUUUAAAUCAUGUACCAACAAGUAUGACGAUAAGUUAUCAAGUAAUGCUAAAGGUUAUGAUUAAGAAGCAUUUCAUUAUCCAAACAUUAACUAUUCUAUAGGAUGUAAAAGGUUUAGGUGGUAAUGUUCAGUCUUCCUACACUGAUGUGAAAAUAAUGUUUGCUUCAUAAUAUGUUAUAAUGAUGCAUCUAAAACUUCCUCUUAUGGACUGAAACUAAUAUUACACUAAUGUUAAAAAAAUAUCUGUACUUGAGAUAAGCAACAACUAUUCAUACUAGAAACCUGGAACGUUUUAUUAAAAAGUGAAAUAAAGAAAGCCAAUUAUUAUUUAAUGUACCAAUAUAAAUUCAGAAUAACAUUUUUAAUCUAACCAAAAUAAAUAAAUAAAUCAGCAUCUAUAAUCCUUGGAAACCCAUAAUAUAAAUAUUGAUUAAAAAGUCAUGAAUUGCAGCAUCUGCAUCAACCCUGAUGUGUAGGAUUUCUAUAAAACCCAAAAUGUCUCUUCAUGCCAAUGAAGUCAGCUGCUUUGGUCUAAUCUCUAAUAAUAAUGACACAUUUGUCUGUGAGAAUUUUAUGAAUCUUCUGAAUUGAAUUCUUUAAAAAGCAAGUGUGGCAAGCAUUUCCUUUCACAUUUAGCCUACACAUAGAUGAUGGUUAUUAUAUUUUGGAAUUAAAAAAUGACACUAUACAAUUUUUUAGUGAUUCUGAGUAGAGAUUGUACUGAAAAAUCUGAAGAACUCUGAAUGUAUCCCCAAGUGCCAUGAUGAAACAGUCAUGAGGACUGUUCCAAUAGCAAGACCAAGAGGUACUUUGGCUGCUUGGGAUACGUUUAUUAGAAUUACUAUCACCUCCAUUCUGCAAGCAAUUCCAUAUUUGUUCUGUCAUAAUACAAAGUGAAAACAAUAAAAAUAAAGAAAGGCCACUGAAUAAGAAGGUGUGUCUAAACCUUUGUCUGGUAUGUGCCAUAAUUAGACCAAUGUUCUUGUCUGAAAUUGAGAACUCGUUUUCACACAGUUUGUGAUCAGAUUUGGUCAGGAAUGUUGUUGUGACUUACUCAUACAGUGUGACAAGUAAUCAUUUUAAAGCACUGCUAAAAUCAUGGUUUCUAUUUGUUUGCAACAAAAAAACACAAAUUGAGAACAAAAAUAAGGCCCAAAUAUGUUGUUCUCAAAGUUCUUUAGAAUACUGUAUGAAGUUGUACAUCUGCACUGAUAUUGGUAUCUAAUAACAUGCUUAAGUACUGAUUAAUAUUCUCAGAUAUCAGGCGAUAAUAUGUGAAGAAAGUCAUUGUUUUCUGUCACACUAAUGAAAGC